Gasterosteus aculeatus aculeatus (three-spined stickleback) is the source of this 2498-nucleotide messenger RNA. RefSeq names its product interferon induced transmembrane protein 5 (gene ifitm5). NCBI's taxonomy places the organism in Eukaryota, Metazoa, Chordata, Actinopteri, Perciformes, Gasterosteidae. The record is from RefSeq and is a predicted model, not a curated record. Gene Ontology annotation, cellular component: plasma membrane.
CCGAUCGCGCGCUCAAGCCACUGAAGCGCGGGCACGAAUGAGUGGUUGAAAGCCGGAGUGAGUCGGUUCAUUGACGUUUGGCACCCGAUUCUCCCGCUUCAGGUACACGAAUCAGGUUAUUUAACCGGCUCUUCGGUCAGUUCGUCAAAACACCUUCGAGCGCGAGCAGAGAUUAACCUCGCGAGCAAAAGUUCGUCUCGCGCGAGAUAUUUUCUCGCUCGCGGAUGUUUGAUUUACGCGUCCACGUCUUCCCGACUGACGACAAUUGUGAGAUUGUGAAUAAUGGACUAAACUAUUUUUACAUUAACAAUGCCCAGUGGUCAUCAAUGGUGGACUGUACUUGCACUUGGAAACUCCAAUGUGAGUAAUUUAUCCUUCUGCGUUUUCAGAGCGACGCAAGGACACGAGUGCGUCACACGACGUAAAGACGCAGAAACACGCAGCGGCCUUAACAGAGGAAAUUUGAAAUGCUUAAAAACAGAAUAGCCCGCUGAGCAUCUCCUGCCUUGUAGAAAGAAAGACACACAAUAAAACACCACAAACCUCUCAAUUAAAGUUGUGAUGCGUAUUUCUUUUUACCACAGGGAUGCCGGUUCGGGGCUGAAACUAAUGAUAGUCUCCAAUGUCAAUAAAUGUAAUGUAUACGAUGAAAGCAUUCUUUUGAUUAUUCAUUAUUCUUCUGGAAAAAGGACAAGUAUCUGACCUUUUAGGCUCAAAUAAAAUCCAGACUGGAAGAUUUCUUGUAACUGUGGACACUAAAGCAGAAUAGAAUUGUCAUUUGUUUCACAAAUUGACCAAUGUAAAAUAUCACCUCAUCAAAAUAUGUAAAAUAUCACCUCUGGGCUCACUAAGAGACCAGUCCUGCCCAGGCCUCUGAGCAACGUCAGAUGAGCCUCUCUUCAUCGCCUUUGAGGCCUAGGAACUAUACCCAACCUCCACUUGUCCUCUGCCAUAGCGCCGUCCAACGGGACCUUCAGGGGAGCUGAGGUGGAGGGUAAUUUGGGGGAAGAGGCUUUAAAACUGCUCCCAUGUCUCUGUUAGCUGUCUCUUUUUCUGUCUUCUGUCCCAUACUGCUUUCUGUGUCUCCGUAUCUCUAUUUCAGGCCUGACCACAUAAUGACAGACCUGCUGUAUAUUAAAGGACCCUGCCCAUGCGUCCUCCUCCUGUCGCCUCCCUCUUCUCUGGCCUUUAUAAGCCUCUCACACAGGAGAGGGCGGUGGGGGGUCACUACUUUCAAAAGAGGGACAGCGCACAGGCUUCUGGACGGCUCGGCGGAUUCGGAAAAACCCCCGACUUAUUCGCCCCGCGGAUCUCCCAUCCAAACUCUGACCAUGGACAACCACUCGUACAACUUCCCCUCGGACUGCACGCCGCUCACCAACUGUAAGUCCGCCCGUAAGCCGGCCGGAUCCACCGUGGUGAACAUGGACGCCGGCAACAACCCUCCGCGCGACUAUCUGGUCUGGUCGCUGUGCAACACCUUGUACGUCAACUUCUGCUGCCUGGGAUUCAUGGCGCUCGUCUACUCCAUCAAGGCCAGGGACCAGAAGACUCAGGGCAACCUGCAGCUGGCCCAGGAGUGUUCCGACAAGGCCAAGUGGUACAACAUCCUGGCAGGCGGCUGGAACCUGCUGAUUCCACUUCUGGCCGUCGGGCUGCUCGUCCUCCUGCUCGUCCACCUGGGCUCCUCCCAGGGCUCGUUCGACUUUUUCGGAGAGGAUGGCUUCCAAAACUUUAUGAAGCUGUUUAGCUGGUAGACGGAGGGCAAGAAAAAAAGAAGAAGGUAAUAAACACACAUGGGUCUCAAAGUCGACCCGUCCUCAUAAACAGGGAGAGGGGAUUGUAGACAGCUCCUAAAUAUUUUCAGCCAAUUCAAGCCACAAAGCAAAUCAAUCUGGGCUGACAUCUAUUCAGCACCCAACGAAUAAAAGUAGUGAGAAGGAAACGUCUUCUAUUACAAGAAGGUCGUCUUUGGGAUGCACCAGUUCUGAUGCUGGUGUUGUAAAUUCUGGCCCAUGAAACCGGUUACACAUUAGCACAUGAGCUGGAUAAGACUUAAUACUUCUGGACCUCUGAGAACAAAUGAUGGUGUUCAGGUUGGUAGAAAUGUGUCGGUCAAAGACCUGAGAUGGAAACGAGGGGAACAAACAGAGAGAGAGCAUGCAGCUGCUCUGGGUCUUUUCCUUCUUAUUUAUUGUAUUUAUGUUGAACGGUAAAUUUGAUGAUGGCUAAAAUGAUCUCUAGUCAGAGAGAACAGAGGACGGAGGAGCCACAGUCUGCAUAUCGAAUGAUAAUCAACAUUCACCUCCCACCGGUGCUUAUUUAUCUUUUUUCAGCAGCUUUUUACCUUUUGUGAUAACAUACAUCUGCUUUAGUCAUUAUACAUGUAUUCUUAGUAGUAUUUUGUUGCAUUCAUUUUUCCUCAGCUUUUUGCUGACCAUUUGUAAUGGAGCUAAAUAAAGCAGAUACUGUCUCAGUAUUGCCUUACAUAUAACAAA